ACAAGUGAGUGGGAGGGGCUUUACGACACACGCCGAGCAGUAACGCCUUGCAUCCACUGCGCAUGUCAGUAAUUCCGUCUGUGUUUUGAGUUUAUGUAUGUGUGUCUGCGUGUGUGUCCUUUCCCACACGAGUUUACUGCAAUUCCGAAUUCUUACGACCACCGCCAGAAUGGCAGCUGCACCCCCGAAACCAGAUGACUCUAGCCGGGGUAGUAGCGGUAGCAGCACGCCCAGCGUCCUUGUCGGGGACGGGGACACUGAAGAGGCCGAGGAUUUCACCUCCUCUUCCCACUGCACAGAGCUAUCUCGGCGGCAGAACGAACAGAGGAAACAGGGAUUGUUCUGCGACGUGACGCUGGCCUUCAGCAGUGGGGCGGCAACCGGGAAUGUUCAGAGCUGUGAGCUUUCCGCUCACCGUUCUGUACUGGCCGCGGCUACGGACUAUUUCACGCCGUUGCUGGGAGGGCAGUUCUCCGAGUCGCUGUCGGGUCGUGUUGAGUUGAAGGAAUGGAGCGCUGAAUUGGGACCAGACCCGGAGACGGUGGAGAGUGUCAUUCAGUACAUGUACAUCGGAGAAAUACGUGUGAGCACCUGCAAUGUGCAUGAAGUGUUAGAGCUUGCUGACAGGUUCCUGCUGCUGCAUCUGAAGGAGUUCUGUGGGGAGUUCUUGAAGAAGAAGCUGAGCCUGGCCAACUGUGUGGCGGUGCACAGCCUGGCCCACAUGUACACCCUGGACCAGCUGGCUCUGCGGGCCGCAGACAUGAUCCGACGCAACUUCCACAAGGUCAUCCAGGACGAGGAGUUCUACACCCUGCCCUUCCACCUGGUGAGGGAUUGGCUGUCUGACGCAGAGAUCACUGUGGACGAGGAAGAGGUGCUGUUUGAGGCUGUGGUGAAGUGGGUCCAGAGGAACACAGAACAGCGGGGGAGGUACUUUGAGGAGUUGUUCCGUCUCCUCCGGCUACCCCAGAUUAAGCCCACCUGUCUGACGCGUGUGGUGAAGAAUGAGGCACUGGUGGCUGCCAACCAGGCCUGUCUCCGCCUGGUGUCCGACGCCGUGGAGGGCCACGCCAUCCGCUGUGAGAACCUCAAGUCAGCUGACCUGGAGUUCUGGUCAUCCUACAUGGCCUCCUUCCAGCCGCGCUUCGGCCAGAACAUGGACGUGAUCAUGGUGGUGGGCGGGGUGUCGGAGGGGGGUGACUACCUGAGUGAAUGUGUGGGUUACUUCAUCUACGAGGACCGCUGGGUUAACCUGCCCCACAUCCACAACCACCUGGAUGGCCAUGCCAUCGCCACCACAGAGUCCCACAUCUACGUAGCGGGAUCCAUGGAACCGGGCUUCGCCAAGACCGUGGAGCGCUACAACCCCAACCGCAACACCUGGGAACAGGUGAGCAACCUGACCACACGUAAACACUCCUUUGGUCUCACCUGUAUCAAAGACAUCCUGUAUAGCAUCGGUGGCCACGGCAACUUCAGCCCCGGCUUCAAGGACGUGAGCGUGUACGAGCCGGAGCCGGACAAGUGGCACAACCUGGAGUCGGCGCCCAAGAUCCUGCGGGACGUGAAGGCGGUGAGCGUGGAGGACCGCUACGUAUAUGUGACGGCACGCACGCCGGUGGACACGGACAACGAGGACGGGCUGAAGACGGUCACCACACGUUACGACACAGAGAGCCGCCAGUGGCAGGAUGUGGACUCCCUGCCGCUCAUAGACAACUACUGUGUGUUCCAGAUGGCCGUAGCCUCCACCAACUUCUACCACACGGCCUCGUGCUGCCCUAAGAGCUACACGGUGCGGGAUGAGGCUGCCAAGCAGAAGAUCAGCGCCCACAUAUCAGACGAGAUCCUGGAGAGCUUGCCGCCUGAGGUCACCAGCGUCGAGGGCGCCGCCAUCUGCCACUUCGACGAGGACGUGUUUGUGAUCGGAGGCUGGAAGAACAGCGAUGACGUGGACAAGCAGUACCGCAAAGAGGCCUACCGCUACUCUGCUGAAAGGAAGCGCUGGAUGCUGCUGCCACCCAUGCCCCAGCCGCGCUGCCGCGCCACCGCCUGUCACGUACGCAUCCCCUACCGCUUCCUGUACGGCUGCCAGCGCUACCCCAUGCCCCAGAACCUGGCCCGCCAGCGGGACCGUAUGCAGCAGAUGCAGCAGCUACACCGGCGCACCCUCACCCUGCGCAGGCAGCUGCAGUCUCAGAUCGAGUGCUGAGCUAUCGCAACCCCUGUCUGUCCAUCACAUCCACCCCAGUGGGGGAGCAGCCCAGUCCAGCUCCAAGCUCCAAGCCCCAAACAUCCCCUGGAAGCCAUCGUCAUCAACCCCCACCCAUAACCUGCUGGAGCAGCGGCUCCUAUGUUGCUCUCAUGUUGGUUCUCUUUCAAGAGAACUCUGUGCCAGAUCAUCAGGUUGAGACUAUGGUGUUGGUUGAGACUAUGGUGUUGGUUGAGACUAUGGUGUUGGUUGAGACUAUGGUGUUGGUUGAGACUAUGGUGUUGGUUGAGACUAUGGUGUUGGUUGAGACUAUGGUGUUGGUUGAGACUAUGGUGUUGGUUGAGACUAUGGUGUUGGUUGAGACUAUGGUGUUGGUUAAGACUAUGGUGUUGGUUGAGACUAUGGUGUUGGUUGAGACUAUGGUGUUCAAGGCUGGGAGAUGUGGGAGGGAUAUGACUCUGUGCUGUCCAGGUGUUAGUCUAUGUGGGGAGGACAGGCUGAAUGUUACAAAUGUGAAUAGAGUGUUGUACAGUGACCAACAUCGGACUACACUACGUAUGUACGUCAGGCACAGGUGAUGUUUGUCUUUUUAUACAUGCAUAUAGUAUAUAGUUGUAUAUGUAUACUUUUAUUAUAUAUAAAUAUUUUCUGUCCCCCUUUUAUGCUUCUAUGAUGUAGGCAAUGUAAACCUUCAAUACGGCAGAAUCUAUAUUCCUCCAAUCCAAUGUGCUUAGUGAAGUCAGUCGCUCUCUAUGACAUUCCAUCAGGACACUGACAGUCUCUCCAUGCAAAUAUCAUUCAUUCAUUCAUACAUACAUACACACACACACACUCUCUGUCCAGCUGUAGGGUCGGGACAGUACCAGUAUUGCGAUACUCGUUAGUGUCGUGGCAAGUGAACGUAACACGAAGCAGAUUUUACAUCGUUAGGAAAACAAAAAUGUUAUGUCAUCCAGAGUCACAUUUCUUUUUCCAAGCUAUAGCACACAAUAUGUUACAUACAGCAGGUUAUUAAAGGACCUACAGGUUCGGUCUGUUUCGUGUAUUCAUUUUUGCCAUGGAAAAAUUAUUGCCAUACUGGUGUCAUCCUGGCCCUACCAGUCAGUCGGACCAAACCCUUACCAAUGCCGGAUGGCUCUUCUGUGCUUUAUACUAGCCUCAUCUGAAUGGCUCCGCUUGUUGUUAUUAUAGCUUAUCAUGAAUGAAAGGAGAAUUGUCUUAUAUUUAUUAUCAGAUCUACUGUCCAAUCAAGAGUGGACAACUUAAUUAGUGAUUUACCAUCACUAUCUAUGUGGGUUGUGGUUUUCCCCUGUUUCCUUAAUGGAGCGCAGUAAAUUAGACAUCUCUCCUCCCCUGGUUGCUUAUUACUGACGAUCGAUAGUGUAUUUCUUUGAGCAGUCAGUGCAGAGAGGGGUAGUCGAGAGAAAUCUCCCAUGUGGCAUCAGUUAGAAAGAUAAGAAGUUGGAAAGGAGAAUGGAGAUGGUGGGAGUCUGAGACAGAUGGAGAGAGUUUAUUCAUCCAUCCCCAUUCUCUUAAUUAGACUCGUGUGCACCCAUCCGUCUGCAAGAGUGAUGGUCAUCAUUCUGUCUUGUGGAAAAUUCUCCUUGUCAGUGUUUUCUGACAGGUAUCUUAAAAUAUUAUUAAUUACUUUUUUUUUUACCCAAUUGGUAGUUAGUCUUGUCUCAUCUCUGCAACUCCCGUACAGACUCGGGAGAGGCGAUAGUCGAGAGCCGUGCAUCCUCCGAAACACAACACAAUGACCACUUAACCCGGAUGCCAGCCGCACCAAUGUGUUGGAGGAAACACCGUACACCUGGCGACCGUGUCAGCGUGCACUGCGCCUGUCCCGCCACAGGAGUCGCUAGUGCGCGAUGAGACAAGGACAUCCCUGCCGGCCAAAUCCUCUCCUAGCACUACGAUGCAGUGUCGUAGACCGCUGCGCCACUCGCACAGGCCCCUUAAUGAAACAGUCUUAACUUGGUAACAUUCCAUUGAUAAUUUGAAAUUCCAUCAACCAUUCUGUUGAAUUAUUCUUCAGUCUUCUGCUCGUCACAUUCCUGUUGGUAGGAACAUUGUGUAGAAGGACCUAGGUGGGAGUUUAUGAAUGUUUCUCUUCUUAUUUUGUCUGCAUUGGUUUUGAGUUUAAUGGCUGGAGGGUGUGGUUCCGGGGGACUUGAUUACGUGUGUGUCUGCGUAUGGUAAAGAAUGCUUGGUAAAGAAUGCUUGGCAAAGCUGGUGAAAAGCAUGCUUCGUAGUGCACUUGUCUACCCCUUAAUCAGUUUGUGAUAUUUAAGUCCGAGUGGGUUUACCUGUCAUAUUUGUCUUCAGAUAUGGCCGAUUUGCAUUUUUUUUCUUUUAAUUGAUCAUUGAAUCCAACACCAGCCGAUAAUCUAUUCUGUUCCCAUGUGAGAAAAUAUGUACACUACAGUGAUUUGCAUAGUAAUCCAAAAUGAAUGUGAUGUGAAGUGUGAGGGAAACCUGUUGCUGUACCUCAGGCUUAUUCAGGGGUUCAUCUGAGAGAUCCUGCCACAUUGGUGUAUGUUCUCCUCACCCUCCAAAGACGGUCAGAUGAGCUAUAUAGACCAGUGGUUCCCAACCAGGGGUACUUGGCCUAUCCACAGGGGGUACUUGGAAAAGACGGAGUCCAUAGGGUUAGUGGUAAAAUGCACAGGGGGGGGGAUUCCAGGCAGAGCAAAAGUCAGUUGGUGGUAACCAAAAAAGAUUGUGAACCACUGGUAUAGACUAGAGGUUAUCCUUAUGUUACUGAGUGGAAUGACCAUAUCAAGGUGAAUGUGUUGCCAUUGAGUUCAAGAGUUCAUUGAUUGUUAUAAGCACUAUCCCUGAAGCUAAUUUAUAACGUAAAGCACUAUAAUUUUGAGAAUGCAAUGAAAGUGUAUUUCCUCAGUUUUGUUCCUCUUGCAUAGCAUUUGAAAGAAUAUUAUUCACAUAUGUUGGCAAUAUAUAUUUUGCUUUGCAUGUGGCCGUCUGGCAUUGUGUCAAUAUAUUGGAUGUAAAAAAAAAAAAAUGCUGAUGUCAUCACUUGCAAUUAAAAUUGCUUUUUUUUAUACAA
Oncorhynchus kisutch (coho salmon) is the source of this 5282-nucleotide messenger RNA. RefSeq names its product kelch-like protein 11. Bases 98 to 2212 code for a protein of 704 amino acids. The transcript is spliced from 2 exons. Gene Ontology annotation, molecular function: protein binding. NCBI's taxonomy places the organism in Eukaryota, Metazoa, Chordata, Actinopteri, Salmoniformes, Salmonidae. The record is from RefSeq and is a predicted model, not a curated record.